Molecule: messenger RNA, 2986 nt
Organism: Adelges cooleyi (spruce gall adelgid)
Lineage: Eukaryota; Metazoa; Arthropoda; Insecta; Hemiptera; Adelgidae
Gene: Nca
Product: neurocalcin homolog
Exons: 5
Coding region: 435-1007 (190 amino acids)
Molecular function (GO): calcium ion binding
Source: RefSeq, a predicted model, not a curated record
CACACACACACACACACACACCGUACGCAUUUGUUUUGGUUUCGUUAAUCACCUGCUCUCCCGUUCAGUGUAUAUUGAUAACGAUAUACGCGAUUUACGUCAAUGGUCGUAUCGAACGUUUUUGCGUUCCGUUCCGAAUAGAAGUUAAUAAUAAUAAUAAUAAAAAAAAAAAUUAAUGCGCAACGGUAAGUAGUCGAAUUUUUCGUCCGUCCGCCGCCGCCGCCGCCGCGUCCGAAGUCGCGCUCGCGUUUUUUUCCGUUUUUUUUUCUUCUAAUCGUCCGACGACAGCGAGACACCAGCGGUCCCACCGAAGCCUAUCCGGCUGCAGCGCGGACUCCGUUGUCCCGUAUGAUUGUUCGUCAGCCUCUCCGACGAUGAUGAGAACGAAAGCUUGAAUACCAUUUGACUUGGCGUCCUGUGUUUAGAAUUAAACGAUGGGAAAACAAAACAGCAAGUUGAAACCCGAAGUGCUGGAAGACCUGAGGCAAAACACCGAGUUUUCCGACGCUGAGAUCCAGGAAUGGUACAAAGGGUUCCUGAAGGACUGUCCGGGAGGUCAUCUGAGCGUGGAAGAGUUUAAAAAAAUCUAUGGCAAUUUUUUCCCGUACGGCGAUGCUUCCAAAUUUGCCGAGCACGUGUUCCGGACGUUCGACGCCAACAGCGACGGUACCAUAGACUUUAGGGAGUUUCUGUGCGCCUUGUCGGUGACUUCGCGGGGCAAGCUGGAACAGAAACUUAAAUGGGCGUUCAGCAUGUACGACCUGGACGGUAACGGGUUCAUAUCCCGCCAAGAGAUGUUGGAAAUAGUCACGGCCAUAUACAAGAUGGUGGGCACCGUGAUGAAGAUGCCGGAAGACGAGUCGACGCCCGAAAAGCGGACGGACAAGAUAUUCCGGCAGAUGGACAAGAACAACGACGGUCGGCUGUCGCUGGAAGAGUUCAUCGAAGGCGCCAAGAGCGAUCCGUCCAUCGUCCGGCUGUUACAGUGCAACCACGCCGUCCAGUAGGCCAGUGGUGCUCCCAGUGAAACUGUAUUAUACCUAAUUAUAUAGAUAUAGACCAGACCACCACACGAUAUAAAAAUAUUAAUUUAAUUUAAAAGUCAACGCCCACAAACGCGAGAACAGCGUUGCGCACAAUUUUUUUAUUUUCCUUUUUUCAACUCCUCGUUUGUUUUUAACGAGAAAGUUAAUUUUUUUUUUAAACAUACGUAUAUGUAUGGAUUUUUUUUUUCAUUAAUGUUUUCGCUAUAAUUAAAAUAAUUGAUACAAUCAAACUUCAGUAUUUGAGGCGCUUCCGAUUCGCUAUGCGUGUUACUAAAAUACAUAUUAUUAUUAUUUUAACGUUCACAUAAUAUUUGUUUCCGCUUGAUUAUCGGUGAUGUUUUUUUUUAAAUUUAAAACUAUACAAAUAUAUCGGAUUUGUAAAUUUGGUCAACAUUUUUAUGUGUUCGUUAUUAAGUUAUGCCAGUUGUUUUUUUACUGUGAUAUAUAAAUUGUUUACUAUUUUCAUCUGUAUACAUGUAAUUAUUAUCGUAUUCAAUUGAUUUCUUACGGCAAUAAUGUUUUGUACUAUUUAUUUUUUCCCAUAAAAAUUUCAUUUGAUUGUAUUAUUUCCUCCUCGAUGUGACGUCAUUCUACGUACGACCAUCGCCUUGUAAUAAAUUUACUGUUCUCGUGUGUGCAUAACACUUAAAUUGUAAUUUUAACAUAAAAACAAACUGAUAUUAAAUAAAUACGUUUUAUGAGUAUCUCUCGUUGUACACUGACAAAUAUUAUCUCAGAUAUGUGCAUUUGUCCGAGCUACCGUUUAGGCAAUUUUUCGAUAAAGUAUUAUCCGGAAUAAAAAAGAAAACAAUUAAUAAUUGAUAAAACACAAAAUAUGUUUAGGGUUCUUAUAUCUAGUCUUUGUCGACUGUUCUACAGUUACUGUUCUUAAUCAACUAAUUUCAUAAUAAAUUAGGUAGCCAACGCUGUUUGUUAGGGCCGUCUCCCUAUAAGUUUACAAUAAUAAUAAUUGUUGUGCUUAUUUUUGUUUAUUUUAAACUGUUAUUAAAAACCUUCAAACCAUUGGAACGUGUUAAUUUUUGAAUUAAUUGUUAUUUCAUAUAAAAAAUAUAUAUAUUUUUUUAACUCGCUAACUCCUAGAACGAUAAAUACAAUAUGGAUCGUUAUUGUUAUUGACUUCUUUCACAAUCUAUUUGGCACAGGCUUCGGUGCUAUAAAAAAAAAAAUGCCUCUAAAAAUCAUACCUAUUAAAUAUGUAUUUAUAUUUUUUGAGAGCGAUUAUAUAUUUUGUAUUUUAAUUUAAGUACAUUUUCGAUAACAAAAUCGCUUACGGUUACGGUCGAUAUAGUCGGAUGAUGAUAAUUGAUAAAAAUUAUAGUAUAAUAAUUAUUAGCCGCGUAUGUUAAUCUCUAAGUGAAUAAUUUAAUUUUAAGCGGUAGUUUUAAUUAAUAUAAUCGUUAUAAUCAUUACCUGACUUACUCCCAAGUAUUGCGUUUGAAAUAUCUAAUCAAACCACAAAUUUGUAAACACAACUCUUAUUGCUUUAACGACAAGUCUUUGAAAUAAAUAUUAUUACCGUACUUUUUUAUUAUUAUAAUUUAUUUGUUUUGUAAUUCUAUUUUACUCUCGUAAUAAUCGUGUGUCAAACUUUGCCAUCUUCUACACAUUUGCUCAAAAACGUCAGCCAUGUGUCAAAUUUUCACUUGUUAAAAUCAAAAAAUUCAACCUUUGUUUUUAAAACUAUUUUUUUUUUAUUAUUAUUGCUCUUAUAUUUGUAUUUUAACUUCUAUUUUUUUUUUUUUUUUAAAUAAUACUUUAUUAUUUAGGCGAAUAGUUAUAUUGUUGUAGAAUAGCCUUAUUGUUAUUUCAACUAUCCGAUUAUUAUUUUUAAACCAAUAAUAAUAAAAUAUCCACGUUUUAAAUUUCCUCCAUUAACCAAUGUAUUAAAUAUUAUAUAAACAUAGUUUAUGGCAAAAACA